AUGAACGUCGCUUCGAUGGACCUCGCUUCGAUGGACCUCGCUUCGAUGGAUGAUGCUUCCAUCUCGCGUUUUCUCCGAAGCCACCUGUGGGGACCGAUACCUGGUAGCAUAUCCGGCCCUAACCCGGUGGCCGUGGCUAUGAAGCCCGUAUUCUCUCGAAUGCUGGAGAAAUACUUGAGUCGGACAGACUCCCAAGGAAAUCCCGACCCCGCCAACCUAGCCGCCAUACCCGUGAUGCAAGCAUUGCAGGAAGCUUUCUUGAGCCGAGAAGGGCGCUGCAAGCCCUCCAUGCUAGAUCUCGAUCAACUCCAUCGAAGAUUGACGACGUACCCAGCUCAUCUCCCGGACAGCGACUACCUCAAAGACCUCGACCAGAAGAUCGUCUUGGUGCAACAAAUCAAUCAGCUGUGUAAGAAUUUUCAUACGGAUGUCUCGAUGAAGGAGCUCCACUUAGACAAGGCUUCGUUCUGGUCUACGUUGAUGACCAUGGACUUGGAGAGAUUGAAGGAAGUUCGACGCGACCUGGAUGAUAUGACCAGCGCCAAAGCCAAGAGGCUUCUACUCACCGAUUUUCCGGUAUGGGCCAUGGCAACGCCAAUGCUUCUCCGUUCUUUUAUACGAGGGUAUGCGAAAGAGCCUUCCAGGAAGUAUUCUCCGGCCAAGCCGCUGAGGAACACGUCCGAAAUCAAACAUGGGAUGAGAUCCUGGCAUACAGAUGAACGCAUUGACGCGCUUCUGAAGAAGCUUACGUCGGAGUCUUGCCACGAAAACAUCAUCAACACUCGUCGUAACAUGAUCUGCAUGCACCUCCAAAUGGGCACGCUCUGGUACACCGGAGAGUUUAUGCUGAAACCGAUGGGUCGCCCAGUUCAGGUGGUUAUUCCAGUUCCGGCAGAAGAUCCGACUGAAGAACCUCAAAUGAAGACCGGAUGGGUCUUGACGUUGAUCUUCCAUUGGCUUCGGAAGACGGAGUUCCCAAACAUGCAGCAAACCAUACCUUUCGACACUGAUCCCCGCCAGCACUUCGAGGACCUUGAUCCCCAUGACUUUGGAGCCGUAGAUUACAGCACUGCUCAUUCUAUGGUCGGCGGAGAUAUCAUCCGGAUCUUCGCCUACGAUGAGAAGGACUUGCCUGACUGUGACCUCUUGGAUCUGCGGGCGAACCUGUAUACGGCAUUCUCGCUAGCUGCUGCUGUGGACCCGAGAGCCUACAAGUUUGAAGGCGAUGGCGACGAUGAAGGCUACAACCCAGAAGACGACUUUGAUCAGGAAAUAGCUACUACAGCUCGCAUGCGGAUGCAGAUGAAGAGGGACGAAUCAUUGUCGAACCCACGCCGCCGCAACACACCUUCGGCGGCUGCCGACAUACCGUCCCAUGUUCCCCAAAAUUCGCAACAAGUUGAGGAUGCAGCGGUGAGCCUUAAUGAAGAUGCAAAAGAGGAUACGGCCAAGAGCGACAAGAUGGUUGACGAGAUUCAAUCCUCUACUGCCUAG
Colletotrichum tamarilloi is the source of this 1494-nucleotide messenger RNA. RefSeq lists its product as uncharacterized. NCBI's taxonomy places the organism in Eukaryota, Fungi, Ascomycota, Sordariomycetes, Glomerellales, Glomerellaceae. The coding region runs from base 1 to 1494 and encodes 497 amino acids. The transcript has 5 exons. The record is from RefSeq and is a predicted model, not a curated record.